This is a messenger RNA of Diospyros lotus (date-plum), 3090 nucleotides long. Its product is annotated as calcium permeable stress-gated cation channel 1-like. Gene Ontology annotation, molecular function: calcium-activated cation channel activity. NCBI's taxonomy places the organism in Eukaryota, Viridiplantae, Streptophyta, Magnoliopsida, Ericales, Ebenaceae. The transcript has 12 exons. The record is from RefSeq and is a predicted model, not a curated record. Gene Ontology annotation, cellular component: plasma membrane. Bases 531 to 2849 code for a protein of 772 amino acids.
GAAGUUAAUUGGGCGUUACGUCGACGCUCUGGAGAUGGAAUGGCAUCCAAACCGGCAAUAAGUAGCCGUUAGGAGCACAUUGUGCCUUUGCCGACACCAGAAAUUUACAGCUCUCUUUUAGUCAAAUCAAUUAAACUCUCUCACCACUUGCGUUUUCUUAUAACGCUCAACCCAUAACUUUCCCUCAGAUUCUCGGCAGCCAAACAGAACGAAAGGGAAAAGAAACUCCGAUUGUGUUUUUGUGAUAUGCUGCCAAAGAUAUAUCACAAUUUAUGAAGGAUUCCAAGCGAAAGCAGCAUUACAAUAGCUUGUAGUUUACUUUUUCCCGGCAAGAGAAUGGGGGAUGGAUGUGUUUGCUUUGAUUGAGCUUCCGAAGCAAUCCGAAGGACUCUCAGAUCUGCAACUCUCUUAAUUAUCUCUCUCCAAAGCUUCGAUUUCUGUUCUUUUGGCGCUCCGACUGUUUCACAAUAGGGCAGAGCUCGCGGUUCUGAGAUCAAGAGAAGGGUGGCAUAUUUUUCCACAAGAUCUAGAUGGCUACACUUGGAGACAUAGGGCUUGCAGCUGCUAUCAAUAUUCUCACUGCAUUUAUUUUCUUAGUGGCAUUUGCCUUUUUACGGCUUCAACCUUUCAAUGACAGGGUAUACUUCCCAAAAUGGUACCUUAAAGGUUUAAGAACAAGCCCUACAAGCUCCGGAGCUUAUGUAUCAAAGUUUGUAAAUUUGGACUUCAAGUCAUAUUUGAGGUUUUUGAAUUGGAUGCCCGACGCACUUAAGAUGCCGGAACCUGAGCUUAUUGAUCAUGCAGGAUUGGAUUCAGCUGUUUAUUUACGGAUUUACUUGAUAGGACUCAAAAUUUUUGUUCCCAUUACAAUACUUGCAUGCGCUGUCCUGGUACCAGUUAACUGGACAAAUAGCACGUUAAGGCUAUCCAAAGUAACUUACAGUGAUAUUGAUAAGCUUUCUAUAUCCAACAUUCCUCUUGGAUCUCAAAGAUUUUGGGCUCACAUUGUUAUGGCCUAUGUGUUCACUUUUUGGACAUGUUAUGUGCUAAGAAAAGAGUAUGAAACAGUUGUAUCAAUGCGGUUGGACUUUCUUGCCUUACAAAAGCGUCGCCCUGAUCAGUUCACGGUCCUUGUAAGAAAUGUACCGCCAGACCCCGAUGAAUCAGUUAGCGAGCUUGUGGAGCACUUUUUCCUCGUCAACCAUCCAGAUCAUUACCUUACUCAGCAGGUUGUGUACAAUGCCAACAAACUUGCAAAAUUGGUCAAGGAGAAGAAGAAAAAGGAAAACUGGCUUGACUAUUACCAGUUAAAGUAUUCUAGGAGUCCGUCAAAACGGCCUAUGAUGAAGACUGGUUUCCUUGGCCUCUGUGGGGAUAAGGUGGAUGGAAUUGAUUUUCAGACAUCUGAAAUCGAGAGACUAUCAAGAGAAAUAGUUGCAGAGCGAGGAAGGAUAAUGGAAAGUCCAGAUUAUAUUGUGCCAGCAGCAUUUGUCUCAUUCAAAACUCGUUGGGGAGCUGCUGUCUGUGCACAAACCCAACAAUCACGAGAUCCAACUAUAUGGUUGACAGAGUGGGCCCCUGAGCCUCGUGAUGUCUAUUGGAACAACCUGGCUAUCCCUUAUGUUUCACUGACAAUUAGGAGGCUUAUAAUUGCUGUUGCCUUCUUUUUCCUCACAUUCUUCUUCAUGAUCCCAAUCACAUUUGUACAAUCCCUUGCAAACAUUGAAGGUAUCGAAAAAUCAGCACCAUUCUUGAGGGCUAUCAUUGACACAUCUUUCAUUAAGUCAUUCAUCCAAGGUGUUUUACCUGGGAUUGCUUUGAAGAUUUUUCUCAUUGUGCUGCCAAGUAUACUGAUGUUCAUGUCUAAGGUUGAAGGCUUUAUAAGUAUAUCAUCUUUGGAGAGGAGAUCUGCAUCUAGAUAUUACAUUUUCAACUUUGUGAAUGUAUUCCUUGGGAGCAUAAUUGCAGGAACUGCAUUUGAGCAACUACAUACGUUUAUUAAUCAGUCAGCAAAUGAGAUCCCUAAAACCAUUGGUGUAUCAAUUCCAAUGAAAGCAACUUUCUUCAUAACCUACAUAAUGGUUGAUGGAUGGGCUGGUGUUGCUGGGGAGAUCUUAAGGUUGAAACCACUUAUUUUCUACCACUUGAAAAAUAUUUUAUUGGUGAAGACUGAAAAGGAUAGGGAGGAGGCAAUGGAUCCCGGUAGUGUUGGUUUCAACACUGGUGAACCUCAAAUACAACUCUAUUUUCUACUAGGCCUUGUUUACGCUGUGGUGACACCAUUUCUACUUCCUUACAUAUUGGUUUUCUUUGGCUUCGCAUAUCUCGUGUAUCGUCAUCAGAUCAUAAACGUCUACAACCAAGAGUAUGAAAGUGGGGCAGCAUUUUGGCCAGAUGUCCAUGGACGUAUUAUAGCUGCAUUGGUCAUCUCGCAACUGCUUCUAAUGGGAUUGUUGAGUACAAAACAUGCUGCACAGUCAACACCAUUUCUCAUUGCCCUUCCAGUGCUGACCUUAUCAUUCCAUAAGUUCUGCAAAGGCCGUUAUGAACCUGUAUUUGUCAAAUGCCCAUUGCAGGAAGCCAUGAUGAAAGAUACCCGGGAACGCGUCAAGGAACCAAACCUCAAUCUGAAAGGCUACCUUCACAAUGCUUAUAUCCACCCUAUUUUCAAAGGUGACGAUGAGGAUGAAGAUGACGACGAAGUCGAUGGAAAAUGGGGGAAGAACGAGGAAGUGCUAGUGCCGACGAAGCGCCAGUCUCGCAGAAACACGCCUGUCCCGAGCAAAAUUAGUAGUGCCUCAUCGCCAUCUCUGCAGGAGGUUGUUCAGAAAGAACAUCCGCAGCCAUAAGGUCUGGUGGAAAUUCAUGAGAGUCCCCACUUUGUACAUUGGCGCCUUGCACUGUUGAAAGCAGUGGGGGAUCGUUAUGUAAAUUAGAAAACAAAAAUAGCUUAUUUUGUCGUGUUUAUGUAUACAUACAUACAUACAUAUAUAUAUGCAGGGAGAGAGAGAGAUUUUAUGUCAUGAGAAUUUUAUGACCUGUUAAUUUAGAACGAUAAAUAUUGUUCGGUCUUUAAUGCUUUGUUUGGAA